AUGAGUCUGCUCGCACCAGAGGAUGAAGGAGACGGCAUCGAGGUCGCGUGGGAGGACCAGCAGCGUAUCAACACGUUCUCAAAGCUCAACAACCGGCUCGCCGACAUCCAGGACCGGUUGAAGGCCAAGAUGGAGGAAAAAGACUACUACGACGACCUGGAGAUGGAGCUCGAGCUCGCUGACGGGCCCGUGCUUUACAAGCUUGGCGAGGCGUUUUUCCAGCUAUCUCUGCCCGCGGCCAAGAAGCAGCUGCGGGCUGAUAUUAAGCGGUACGAUGGGGAGAUUGGGGAAUUGCGCGGACAGGCAGGCGAGUGUGAGGAGGGGAUGAAGGAACUCAAGGUGUUGCUAUACGCAAAGUUUGGCAAGCAGAUCAAUCUCGAGACGGGGCCCGAGUAG
Cutaneotrichosporon cavernicola is the source of this 396-nucleotide messenger RNA. RefSeq lists its product as uncharacterized. Gene Ontology annotation, biological process: protein folding. The record is from RefSeq and is a predicted model, not a curated record. Bases 1 to 396 code for a protein of 131 amino acids. NCBI's taxonomy places the organism in Eukaryota, Fungi, Basidiomycota, Tremellomycetes, Trichosporonales, Trichosporonaceae. Gene Ontology annotation, cellular component: prefoldin complex; cytoplasm. The transcript is spliced from 4 exons.